Molecule: messenger RNA, 486 nt
Organism: Lactuca virosa
Lineage: Eukaryota; Viridiplantae; Streptophyta; Magnoliopsida; Asterales; Asteraceae
Source: the annotation of a GenBank genome assembly
AUGCAUGAUGACAAGGUUUUUAAAAAGUUGUUCUGUGCUGAGGGAAAUCUUGAUGAGCAGAUAAAGGCCAUGUUUCAGUUCAAUGCACUGGUUGAAAAGAAGAAAAAGUUGGAUGAUGUUAAAUCCAAGAUAAACGUCUCAAAAUAUGUUGGUGUGUUUGCAAGGAGGUUUUUUAAAGACUCAAUAGUAAAAGUAAGGUGCACCAAGCCUAAGAGUCAAAAUAUUCUCACUGUGCACCUCACUAGAAAGGAUGACAAGUGUGAAUACCUAAAAAAGGUAUUGUGUCCUGAUUUAGUUAAGUAUGGAUACAACGAAUGGCUUGAAAUCGCUAACAUCGUUAAGGGACAUCACGGAAUCCAUUCUCAAGAGUUGAACUUGACCCUAAAUGUAAUGAUAAAUAAGGUUCAAAAUCUUAACCUUAUUCUCACUGAUGCCUCAACUUCAACAUCUAUAUCUAUACCUUCUCCCGUUGUUUCAUCAAGAUAA